UUCGAACACAUUGAGAUAAACGCCUUAUUUUGGAAAUUCCAUACAACAAAACCGAAACAUUAAAGUGACUACAUUUAAGACGUCUAUUUGACUUGUGGAGUUUCCACAUUUAAAAACAAAGUUGGCAUCAGAUUGGCAAGUAUUUUCUCGACCUUAUCGGAAUCCAUCGCCGUUACAAUUACAUCAACGGGACUCAAACAUGUCUUUCCGAAACUCCUCAUUCAUCUGGCAAAGGGCUACUAACGUAACCAGUACCACACAGGAAUCGGCAGAUCCCUACCAAUUCUUGUUACCAUGGUGGCAACAGACAAUAUUCUUCGUUGCCUUCGCGGCAAUUUUGUUGAUUUCUGCCGGCGGAAACCUUGUCGUCAUUUGGAUAGUUCUGGCCCAUAAACGCAUGCGAACGGUUACCAAUUAUUUUCUUGUCAACCUGGCGCUCGCGGAUUUCCUUAUCUCUCAAUUAAAUCUACCGUUUACGUUCCUAUACUUGUUGUAUCAAGACUGGUGGUUUGGAACGUUCUUCUGCAAACUAUCCUGUUUUAUAUCCCCGUGUACCAUCUCUGCAAGUGUACUCACCUUCAUGGCCAUCGCCGUUGACAGAUACAUAGCAAUUCUAUAUCCCCUUCGACCACGCAUGCCAAAACGUCACGUGGUUUUGGCCAUAAUCUUCAUCUGGCUUUGCUCCGUAGCAUUGGCAUUUCCGAACAUCAUUUACUUUGAGACAGCUCCUUAUCCAGGAGGUUCAGUAUGCGAUAUUACGUGGCCAAAGGAAACGGACCUAGCGUACCACUACCUGCUGCUCGUGCUUAACUACCUGUUUCCACUGCUUACGCUUGUCUCCGCCUACUCGCGCGUUGGAUUGGAGUUAUGGGGAAGCAGGGCUAUCGGAGAGGAGACUUCCAUCCAGACAGACAGGGUCAAGUCGAAACGAAAGGUGGUUAAAAUGAUGAUCGUGGUGGUUCUGAUAUUUGCUAUAUGCUGGCUACCAAUGCACACAUACUUUCUACUGACAAGUUACUACAAUUCGAUUACCGAAUACGAAUACAUCCAACAAAUCUACAUCAUAAUCUACCUGAUGGCCAUGAGCAACUCCAUGUAUAAUCCUAUCAUUUACGGAUGGAUUAAUGCAAGAUUCCGGGAGGGGUUUAUGCACGUGUUUUGUUGGUGCCCUUGUCGCCGUUGUAAGAGGUCAAGGACCCAGCUCCGCUUCCGUCGCACACUCUUUCCAAACGCAGCUAGAGCAAUGUCCGAUAAAUAUGGUUCAGAUAGAAACGGUUACUUGAUGCACACGUUGACGGAGUACGUAGACACGGAAUCCUGCCUCACUCGACGCAGUAACAAAUGCCAAAGCACCGUCUGCCGAGGAUCGCCCAGUCGUAUGGAGCAUGAUCUGUAA
Dreissena polymorpha is the source of this 1396-nucleotide messenger RNA. Its product is annotated as tachykinin-like peptides receptor 99D. The record is from RefSeq and is a predicted model, not a curated record. Gene Ontology annotation, molecular function: tachykinin receptor activity. The transcript has 6 exons. Bases 200 to 1396 code for a protein of 398 amino acids. Gene Ontology annotation, biological process: G protein-coupled receptor signaling pathway. Gene Ontology annotation, cellular component: plasma membrane. NCBI's taxonomy places the organism in Eukaryota, Metazoa, Mollusca, Bivalvia, Myida, Dreissenidae.